Messenger RNA from Parathielavia appendiculata, 2067 nucleotides. RefSeq lists its product as uncharacterized. Lineage: Eukaryota; Fungi; Ascomycota; Sordariomycetes; Sordariales; Chaetomiaceae. The transcript has 6 exons. Bases 1 to 2034 code for a protein of 677 amino acids. The record is from RefSeq and is a predicted model, not a curated record. Gene Ontology annotation, molecular function: phosphatase activity.
AUGAACUCCCUCAACAUUAUCUCGGCCAGAGUUUCCCCUCCGCCGAGCCCAGCGCCGUCACGAUCCAACUCCCUCAGCACUCUGGGGCUGGCCGUAAGCCCCGACACCGACAAUCCGCGGCAGAACCAGACCGAGAGCGCACUGGGCAAAAUCAGCGAGAAAGAUGGAUUGAUGGCCGAACCCGACGAGUUCCCACUCGAGGGCGAUCCCCAAGACCCUUUAGGUCACGAUUAUGCGAUCGACGAGACAACGCCCCUAAUACCCCAAGCAAAGGAGCUUAGCUCUCGGGGCACUCCAUGGGUACUCUAUCCCAAGCGCAUCGCAAACGCCUUCGUCAAUUCCCUGCGAUGGGUGUUGUCGACCUUAGCGGCGCCCGGCGUCUACUUGUAUGCUUGCAUCUGUGACGAAGACGGCUACUUUGCGCCAUUGCAACGGCUCAGGAAACUGUUUGCCUUCUACGGAGGGAACGCAAAAACGAUGGCUCUGGAUUAUCAUGAAGGGAUAGCUGCUUCCGAAAAGCGCCGACACGGCAUAGUUGGGUCCGCCAGCAAAACUGGACGAGGGAGUAGUCGGACAAUGCGCAUCGUCGGUUCAAGCGGUUCCUCCUCCUCAGGGCUCUCGUCGGAAUCGGAAUCGGACCCGGACCGUGCAAGGCAGGGCAGCCGUCGAGGCACAAGUGGAAAGCACUUGCGCUCCAAGUCACUCCCCGACUCUGACGAGAUAGCGCCGGCACAACGAUCCAUACGAAUAAAGCUCCAUUCGGACGAGGCGCUACGGCAACGGAAGCAUCGGAAAGCGCAGUCAGCCAGUGCUCAAGGAAACGGAAGAUCAGGCGACGCCGUGGGCGACAUUUCGGCCCAGCUCAAAUCACCGACCUCGCCCGCCGGCGCCCUCACCAAGUAUCCGAAGACACCAGCCCCGCCACGACCCCUAGUACCACGACGGCAACCCUCGUACAUCAACAACAAGAACGUGGAAUUGACCGACGUCCGACACCAAAAGACGCUGAUCCUCGACCUGGACGAGACGCUGAUACACAGCAUGUCCAAAGGCGGCCGGAUGAGCACUGGACACAUGGUCGAGGUGCGGCUCAACACGACGUACCAGGGGGUGGCCGGGCAGGCGACCAUCGGGCCUCAGCACCCGAUCCUGUACUACGUGCACAAGCGGCCGCACUGCGACGAAUUCCUGCGGCGCGUCAGCAAGUGGUACAACCUGGUCGUCUUCACGGCGUCGGUGCAGGAGUACGCCGACCCGGUCAUCGACUGGCUCGAGGCGGAGCGCAAGUACUUCUCGGCCCGCUACUACCGCCAGCACUGCACCUUCCGCCACGGCGCCUUCAUCAAGGACCUCAGCUCGGUCGAGCCCGAUCUGAGCAAGGUCAUGAUUCUGGAUAAUAGCCCGCUGAGCUACAUGUUUCAUCAAGACAACGCCAUCCCGAUACAGGGCUGGAUCAGCGACCCGACCGACAGCGACCUCAUGUAUUUGAUACCCUUCUUAGAAGGCCUGCAGUACGUGUCGGAUCUCAACAUGUCUCUGCACUACCUCCCCGCGGUCAAGCCCUCGGCUAUCGCCCUAGGCACCAUUUUCAACCACACAGUCGAGCUGGCCGUCUUGACACCCGUCUUCGGCCAGACGUACCAGCGCGCCAAGUCGGCCAACACCAAGGAGGAGUUUAUCCGAUCGCGCGAGGCCUCGGGCGCCGCCGUCGCCUGGGGCACCGCCCUCGUCGGCUCGGCCCUGCAGUCGUAUGGUGUGGGAGCCCUCAUCAACGCCACCGGCACCCUCAGCUACAAGGGCGCCGCCUAUCUGGGCGGUCUUAUCUUUGCCGCGACCAGCGCUCCUACUUUCAUCAGCCAGCUAUUCGUAGAGAAGCGCGCGUUGGAGCAGGUGGGCGUUAGUGUCCUUGCCAAGCUGUUCGAGACCAUCGGCCUGUCUGUCUUCAUGACCUGGUGGGGAACGCACACCAAUCCAUUUGAGCACACUGGCGCUGGCGGCACACCCCUGAGCCGAAGCCCCUUCCGGUCCGAGUAGACGAACGAGGGAAGUGGAACGAACGGACGGGAG